AGAAUGCUUCGUAUAGCCGUCCUUCUUGUAGGCCUAGGCCAAACAUUGGCCUACAAGAAUCCGUACUAUGCGGAAGGCCAUUCCACCAUGGUGCACCUAUUCGAGUGGAAAUGGGAUGACAUCGCUGAUGAAUGCGAGCGGUUCCUUGGCCCGAAGGGAUACGGUGGUAUUCAGAUUUCUCCCCCCAACGAAAAUGUAAUAAUCUGGGCCCAAAACCGCCCGUGGUGGGAGCGCUACCAGCCGAUUUCCUACAAAUUAGUAACCCGAUCGGGCGACGAGCAACAGUUCUCUGACAUGGUCCGCCGUUGCAAUGAUGCUGGAGUAAGGUGUGUUAAUUAACUUAAUAAUGCUACAGAGGU
This is a messenger RNA of Cydia strobilella, 359 nucleotides long. Its product is annotated as alpha-amylase-related protein-like. Gene Ontology annotation, biological process: carbohydrate metabolic process. Gene Ontology annotation, molecular function: alpha-amylase activity. The transcript has 2 exons. NCBI's taxonomy places the organism in Eukaryota, Metazoa, Arthropoda, Insecta, Lepidoptera, Tortricidae. The coding region runs from base 4 to 339 and encodes 111 amino acids. The record is from RefSeq and is a predicted model, not a curated record.